AUGGUUAAAUUUUUGACUACUUUUAUUGCCAUUUUUUCAUUGGCAACAAUUACUUGUACACAAUCAUCUACACCUGUUAUUGGUGGAACAUGUAAACUUGGUACUCCUGAUGUUCAAAUUGGUGGAAAACAAACGCAAUUUUUUUUGAAAUGUGAAUCUAAUUCAGAUUCUGGAGAAGGUCAAGGUGUUUGGGUAGUAAAAUCACGAUCAGCUUCAUCAGGAACAAAAGCUCCACCAACUGUAUUAGAAGAGACAUCCUCAUCUAAAAUAGAUCCACCAAAGACAAUGUCAAAGUUGGCACAACCAACAAUAUGUGAACAAGAUAGUAAUUCAAAACCAGGUGGUAAAUGCUCUGCUCCUGUGACAUGUCUUCAAACAUAUUAUCCAGAAAGAAAUUCUUUCCUCCAAUGUGAUGAGAGUACCAAAGUAUGGAUAAAAAAAUAUUGUAAAAAUCUUAUGGCUACAUUUUCUUUUGAACAUCAAGCUUGUAUUGGUGCUGAUAGACCUGGUGUUUCACUUACUAUAUACUGUACUUCAAAUGAAAAAUGUAAAAAUAAAUAUGAUUGUAAGGUAAAUGAAUUUUGUUCAAAGUUAACAAAAUGUUGUCAUAAAAAGAAAAGAGAUCAAAAAUAUAAUAAUGAUUUAAUUAAAAACAUUUCUACUAACAAUGGACAAAGAUUAAUUUUUUCUGCAUCUACAUUUAAAAAUCCAAGUAUUGAUUUAUUAAAAUUUAAAGAUGAUUUAACUAAUAAUAUUACCAAUAAUUAUGAUAAUAAUAAUAAAUUUGAAAGAACAACAACAUUAAUUAAUAAUUAUAAACCUAAUAAUAUUACUAAUAUUUUAACCACACAAUUACCAAUUCAUGUAUGUCCAUCUAAAAAAAGAUGUUCUUAUCCACUUAAUACUUGUGAUCAUGGAGAAUAUUGUGAAAAAAAUACUAUGUGUUGUCAUUUAUAUAAAUGUCCUGAUACAAAUAAACCACCAUUUAUUGAACCUGAUUAUUGUACAUCAAUUUAUCAAUGUCCAUCUAAUAGUUAUUGUAUUAGUGGAAAAUGUUGCCGAAAACCAGAAAUUUCAAUAGAAAUGUCAAAAAAAAUUAAAGAUACUCAAAAUAUUGAUUUACAAAAUAAAUUAAAAAAUACUUUUAAAAAUUAUAAAUGUGAAAUAGAUCCUUUAGCUGAAGAAGUAUGUUCAAUUGAUAAACCAUGUCCUGAUGAUAGUAUUUGUGUAAAUGGUGUAUGUUGUUUAAGACCAAUUACAUCAUUAUGUGAUAAUGGUUUAUAUUCAUUAACUAUUCCAUUAUCAUGUAUUAUUAAUAAUGAUUGUGGAACUACAGCUAAAUGUGAAAGAAAUCGAUGCUGUCCAUUGGAAUUAAAAGAAAUAGAAAAAGAAGAUAAAAUUAAAAUUAAACAAAUAAAAUCAAUUUCAGAAAAUUCUUUUGAACUAGAAAAUAUAACUUCUAAUAGUUUUAAUAAUUUUUUAAAUACAACAUCAAUUGAAAAUUUUUCAAAAUCAUUACCAAUAACAGAAUUAACACCAUUAUUAACAAAUUUACCAAUAUAUCCAGUAUCUCCUAAAAUUUUAUCACCAAAUAAAAGUUAUAUUGAAAGAAUGUGUUAUAAUGGUCAUGAAGCAUUAUCAACACCAUCAAAUUGUUUAGUUAAUGAAGAUUGUCCUAAUGGAUAUAAUUGUAAUAUUAAUUUAUGUUGUCCUAUUGAUGAAAAUCAAACAAUUUCUCAAGAAUUUGACAAAGAAUAUAAAGAAGAAAAAUUGAAAAUGAUUAAUGGUGAAAAAAAGAUAUAUGAUUUAAAAAAUUUUACCAAUUUAACAGAAGAAAAGAUAAAAGAUGAAGAAAAACAAUCUACUGAAUUAUUAAUGGCUUUUAAUAAUAGUACAAAAAAUUUAAUACAAAUUUUAGAAUCAUCAACAGAAGAUGAAGAAAGUGAUAAAAUAAAUUCUUAUUUUAUUAUGAUAUUCCUCAUAUUAUUAACAAUAAUAUUAUUGUUUUUUUUAAUUCUAAGAUAUAUCUUUGAUAUAGAUAAUUAUACAAAAUUUCAAAAAUCUUUACACAAUAUAAUUUAUAAAAAAGAUCAAUAUUUUUUAUCAAAUAUUUUUAAUGUUAACGAAAAAUCAACAAGACAUGGUGGUGAGUUGGUUGGAGAAGUGUUAAAAGCACAUGGUGUUCAAGAAAUAUUUACAUUAUGUGGUGGACAUAUAUCACCAAUAUUAGUUGGAUGUGAAAAACAAAAAAUUAGAGUUAUUGAUACAAGACAUGAAGUUACAGCAGUUUUUGCUGCUGAUGCUGUUGCAAGAUUAAGACAAUCUUUUGGUGUAGUUACUGUUACAGCUGGUCCUGGACUUACAAAUACAAUAACAGCUAUAAAAAAUGGACAAAUGGCUGAAUCACCAAUUUUAUUAUUAGGUGGUGCUGCACCAUCAUUAUUGAAAGGUAGAGGUGCAUUACAAGAUAUAGAUCAAAUAGUUUUAUUUAAACCAUUAUGUAAAUAUGUUGCUAGAAUUACUAGAUUACAAGAUAUUAUACCAAUAUUAAAAAAAGCUAUACAAAUAGCUAGAAGUGAUACACCAGGACCUGUAUUUGUUGAAUUUCCAGUUGAUAUGUUAUAUCCAUAUCAAUUAGUUCUUAAAGAAGCUGGUAUUAUACCAAAUCCAAAAAGUUUAAUAAAAAAAAUUAUUAAUACAUAUAUAUUUUAUAAUAUUUCAAAACAAUUUGGUAAUGCUUGGAAUGAAAUUAAUACACAUCCACUUCCUGUACAUAUUCCAUUAGUUAAUAAUUCUGAUAUAGAUAAAUUUAUUAAUAUAUUAAAAAUAUCUAAAAAACCAAUAUUAUUAAUAGGAUCACAGGCAACAUUACCACCAAUUAAAGCUGGAGAAUUAAAAGAAAUUGUUGAAGAUUUAGGAAUACCAUGUUAUCUUGGUGGUAUGGCACGUGGAUUAUUAGGAAAAGAUAAUAAACUUCAAAUGAGACAAUGUCGAAAAGAUGCCUUAAAAGAAGCUGAUUUAAUUAUUUUAGCUGGAACAGUUCCUGAUUUUAGAUUAAGUUAUGGUAGAGCAUUUUCAUCUAAAGCAAAAAUUAUUUCUAUUAACAGAAAUGAAGAACAAUUAAAAAAAAAUGAAAAAGUAUUUUGGAAUGGAGAUCUUUUAAUUAAAGCUGAUGUUGGAAGUAGUUUAAAAAAAUUAUUAUAUAGUAAAAGGCAUACUACAACACCAAAUAUUAAUGAUUGGAUUGAUACUUUAAGAAAAAGAGAUAAUGAUAAAGAAGAAGAAAAUAAAAAAAAAAUAGAAGAAAAAAAUAUUAAUGGUGGAUUAAAUCCAUUAAAAGUAUUAAGUCAUCUAGAUUCAAUUUUAAGUGAUGAUACUAUUCUUAUAGCUGAUGGAGGUGAUUUUGUUGGAUCAGCAGCUUAUAUAGUUAGACCACGUGGUCCAUUACAAUGGUUAGAUCCUGGAGCAUUUGGUACAUUAGGUGUAGGUGGUGGUUUUGCUAUUGGAGCUAAAGUUGUUUAUCCUAAUAAACCUGUUCUUAUAAUUUAUGGAGAUGGUUCAUCUGGAUAUUCAAUAAUGGAAUAUGAUACAUAUGUACGACAUAAUCUUCCUGUUAUUUCACUUAUUGGAAAUGAUGCUUGUUGGUCACAGAUAGCCCGAGAACAAGAACCAAUGUUUAAUAGUAGUGUAGCUGUAAAUUUAUCACAUACAAAAUAUCAUGAAAUUGCCAAAGCUAUUGGAGCAGAAGGAUAUGAAUUAACUGAAAAAGAUAGUGAUGAUAAAAUUAAACAAACAAUUGAAAAAGCAUUAAUAGAAGGAAAAAAAGAUAAAUCAAGUUUAAUAAAUGUUAUUAUUGGUAAAAGUAAUUUUAGAGAAGGAAGUAUUAGUGUAUAA
Strongyloides ratti is the source of this 3894-nucleotide messenger RNA. Its product is annotated as Cysteine-rich repeat and Thiamine pyrophosphate enzyme, C-terminal TPP-binding domain and Thiamine pyrophosphate enzyme, central domain and Thiamine pyrophosphate enzyme, N-terminal TPP-binding domain-containing protein. Gene Ontology annotation, molecular function: magnesium ion binding; acetolactate synthase activity; flavin adenine dinucleotide binding. Gene Ontology annotation, cellular component: acetolactate synthase complex. Lineage: Eukaryota; Metazoa; Nematoda; Chromadorea; Rhabditida; Strongyloididae. Bases 1 to 3894 code for a protein of 1297 amino acids. The transcript has 7 exons. The record is from RefSeq and is a predicted model, not a curated record. Gene Ontology annotation, biological process: L-valine biosynthetic process.